Molecule: messenger RNA, 417 nt
Organism: Ceratitis capitata (Mediterranean fruit fly)
Lineage: Eukaryota; Metazoa; Arthropoda; Insecta; Diptera; Tephritidae
Product: capon-like protein
Exons: 4
Coding region: 1-417 (138 amino acids)
Molecular function (GO): nitric-oxide synthase binding
Source: RefSeq, a predicted model, not a curated record
AUGCAACACUGUCGUGAUCUGGGUACUCAUACUGACAUAACGACUGGCAUAAUAACACACAAAAUGAUUGGAUCAGUUGAAAUGGUGACGAUAGCAGCGUCACAACGUUAUCAAAAUGGGCCUAUUUCCCGAAGUGCGCUGUACGAAUGCAAGGUACAAAAUCUGAAAAAACGUAAAGUCACCAUCCAUAUCUCAGUGAAUGGCGUGCGUGUGGUGCUGAAAAAACGCAGAAGAAAAAAAAAGAACUGGACAAAUGACGCUGAAGAAAUCGAAUUACUCAAUCAUCCCAUUUAUAGAAUUUUCUAUGUGUCACACGAUAGCAGCGAUCUCAAAAUAUUUAGUUAUAUUGCACGAGAUGCCAGUACAGACACAUUCAAAUGCUCCGUUUUCAAAAGUCAUAAAAAGGGUAGACCUUGA